This is a messenger RNA of Podarcis raffonei (Aeolian wall lizard), 5150 nucleotides long. It is a transcript of the gene CDH22, whose product is annotated as cadherin 22. Lineage: Eukaryota; Metazoa; Chordata; Lepidosauria; Squamata; Lacertidae. Gene Ontology annotation, molecular function: calcium ion binding; cadherin binding. Bases 904 to 3336 code for a protein of 810 amino acids. Gene Ontology annotation, biological process: homophilic cell-cell adhesion; multicellular organism development; calcium-dependent cell-cell adhesion. The record is from RefSeq and is a predicted model, not a curated record. Gene Ontology annotation, cellular component: plasma membrane; catenin complex; adherens junction. The transcript is spliced from 12 exons.
UCCUCUCCCCGCUCCGUCCCCGCCUGUGGAUGUUCCCAGUCCCCGCACGUGCGGAUGAGAGGCAGAGACCAAGCCGUUCCAUGUUUAUUUUUAAUCGGUUUCUGGUGAAUUUGACUUUGAUCUCCUGGCAAGGAGCUGCCGGGCUCUGCGGGGCUUCGGAGUCCGCUCGCUUCCCUCCAUCUGCUGGACCCUCGCGAGGAGACCCCUCGGAGCGCUCCCCGGUCUCGGUCCCUGGGGAUGGACGCCAACCUCGCCUGCCAGCCUCUCUGACCCGGCAGAGGACAGAGGGCAUCGCCAGCGGCUGCUGCUUGGGAUGGGCCCCAAUGGCAGGAUCUGGAGCCACGACGCCUUGGCGGAAACGGGACCUGCCAGAUCCUUCGUCCUGAUCCACCGCGCACCAGCCACCACCUGACCACGCCGGGUGCUCCCAGCGAGUUGGGUGCCUGAGGACCGUUUUGGAAACUGAGUUGCUGGGGGCCACCAGCCCCCCGGGUGCUCACGAAGCAGGCAGCUGGUUCUUGCGCUAGACUCACCUAGGGCGAGCGGAGCCAGCGAGAGGCGCCUGUGUGCACACAGACUUCAGGAGGAGCAGGAUUGGGCCAGCCUCAGAGGGUCCCUUCUGCACCAGGAGAGCGCCCUUGUGUGGGUGCUGCACCCAGCAUGGGGCAGGCCUCAUCCUCACAUUGUCCUGAUGCCUGACUCUCCUGGUCCUGGACAGCUGAUCCUGCCGGGAGGGAGGGGGGCUGCUGGGAGUGGGGCAGGCAUGUGAUCCUCGCCCGCUGUCCUCCCGAGGAUGCCGAGACUGCUGCCCCCCACGGACGGCUGACCCACAUCCUGUGGCUUCCCCCUCCCUCUGCAGAGGAUGACCACCUCCUGCCUCUUGGCUGCCAGGGCUCUGUGGUGAUGGCUUCCCGAGACUCCUUCUGGAUCCGACCGCUGCUGCUGCUGCUGCUGCUGCUGCUUCUGUGGGGCCUGGGCUGCUGCCCUGUGGGGGUCGUGUCCAUGCACAUGGAGCCUGGGGGCUCCGGCCCAGAAGAGUCCGGGGAUGGGGGGCUGCCGGGCAGCGGGCGCGUGAAGAGAGGCUGGGUCUGGAACCAGUUCUUCGUGGUGGAAGAGUACACCGGCACAGAACCACUGUACGUGGGGAAGAUCCACUCGGACUCGGACGAGGGCGACGGCUCCAUCAAGUACACCAUCUCGGGGGAGGGGGCCGGCACCAUCUUCCUGAUUGACGAGCUGACGGGCGACAUUCACGCCACCGAGCGCCUGGACCGCGAGCAGAAGACCUUCUACACGCUGCGCGCCCAGGCCAGGGACCGCCAGACGGACCGGCUGCUGGAGCCCGAGUCGGAGUUCGUCAUCAAGGUACAGGACAUCAACGACAGCGAGCCCCGCUUCCUGGGGGGGCCCUACAUCGGGAGUGUGGCCGAGCUCUCCCCCAUCGGGACAUCGGUCAUGCAGGUGAUGGCGUCCGAUGCCGAUGACCCCACCUACGGAAGCAGCGCCCGGGUGGUCUACAGCGUCCUCGAGGGGGAGCAACACUUCACGGUCGACAGCAGGACGGGUGUGAUCCGGACGGCGGUGGCCAACCUGGACCGGGAGACGCAAGACCGCUAUGAGGUGGUGGUCCGGGCAACGGACAUGGCCGGGCAGCUGGGAGGCCUCUCGGGGUCCACCACCGUCACCAUCGUCAUCACGGACGUCAACGACAACCCCCCACGCUUCCCCCAGAAGAUGUACCAGUUCAGUGUGGUGGAGACGGCCCCGGUGGGGACUCUGAUCGGGAGGGUGAAGGCCGAGGACUCCGACGUGGGCGAGAACACCGACAUGACCUACCAGGUCAAGGACGAGGAGGGGCUGGGGGCUUUCCGGGUGACCACCGACAGCAACACACAGGAAGCCCUCAUCUCCGUGCAGAAGCCUCUAGACUUUGAGGCCCAGAGCGUGCAGACAGUGGUGGUCGAGGCCCUGAACAAGUUUGCCGACCCCCGCUUUGUGGACCUGGGCACCUUCCGGGACCAGACCAUCGUGCGCGUCUCUGUGUUGGAUGUGGACGAGCCCCCCGAGUUCCAGCCCCCCGACGGCCUGAUGGAGGUGCAGGAGGACGCGCCGGUGGGCUCUUUGGUGGGCAUGGUCACCGCCCUGGACCCCGACGUGGCAAACAGACCCGUCCGGUACGCCAUCGACCGCAGCACCGACCUGGAGCAGAUCUUUGACAUCGACCCGCUGACUGGCGCCAUCGUGACCAGCAAGGUGCUGGACCGGGAGACAGCCGGCUGGCACAACAUCACCAUCUUGGCCAUGGAAGCAGACAAUCGCGCUCAGGUGUCCAGGAAGACCCUUCGCAUCCGCAUCCUGGACGUGAACGACAAUCCUCCAGAACUCGCCACGCCUUACGAGGCGGCCGUCUGCGAGGACGUCAAGCCUGGGCAGCUGAUCCAGACCAUCAGCGUCGUGGACCGGGAUGAGCCCCAGAGCGGCCACCGCUUCUACUUCACUCUGGCCCCCGAGGCCUCCUCCAGCCACCACUUCUCCCUGCUGGAUAUCGAGGACAACACGGCCGCCGUGCACACGCAGCGCCUGGGCUUCAACCGGCAGGAGCAGGACCUCUUCCUGCUGCCCAUCCUGGUGGUGGACAGCGGCCCCCCCACCCUCAGCAGCACCGGGACCCUCACCAUCCGCAUCUGCGGCUGCGACAGCUCCGGCGCCAUCCAGUCCUGCAACACCACCGCCUACGUGGUCUCCGCCUCGCUCAGCCCCGGAGCCCUCAUUGCCCUGCUGGUCUGCGUCCUCAUCCUCAUCGUGCUGGUCCUCCUGAUCCUGACCCUGAAGCGGCACCAGAAGGGCCACCUAUCUUCUGAGGAGGAUGAGGACAUGCGCGACAACGUCAUCAAGUACAACGACGAGGGGGGCGGGGAGCAGGACACGGAGGCCUACGACAUGUCUGCCCUGCGCAGCCUCUACGACUUUGCAGAGACCAAGGGGGGCGGGGGCGAGGGCCCCCCCGUCCUGCCCUCUGAGCUGCACUCGCUGCCGCAGUGGCGCCCGGCGCCCGACUUGGACUUCUCCGUCUUCAGGGACUACAUCAGCAGGAAAGUGGGGCAGGCGGACGAGGACCCUUCUGUGCCCCCCUACGACUCCUUCCAGACCUACGCCUUUGAGGGGGCCGACUCCCCUCCCGCCUCCCUCAGCUCCAUCGCCUCCCGCUCCACGGGCUCCGAGCAGGACUUCUCCUACCUGGGCAGCUGGGGGCCACGCUUCCGGCAGCUGGCGGCCCUCUACGCCGGGCGCCGGGGAGGGGAGGAGGACGGCGGUGGCGGCGGCGCAGAGUCCUAGGCCCACCAAACCAAAAAGACACCCCACCCACAGCGGAGGAAAGAGAGCCAGGCUGGCAGUGGCUUCGGGGGGGGCACCGUGCGGGCGCAGCCAGGUCCAGCCACACAGCAGAACCCCCCAAGUGCCCUGGCCUGCCUGCAAGGGGGGGGCCUUGGGGUAAGGGAGGGCCAGGGCAGGGGGCCAGGGACGCCCCACUGCUUGCCCCCUCGCCGCCUCUUCCAGUGAAACUCUCCACGCCCCUUGAAGACUGCAUCUCUGCCAGCCAGGACUUCUCCCCUGGCAAAUUAUCAUUUAAAUGGAUCUGCGCAGGGGAGGGGGCGGCCUGCCUGGGAGGGAGGGGAGCCUUUUGUUGUCGAAAUUGAUUUUGUCACUUGAUUCCAACGUUUGACAAGCUUUGAUUUGCUAAGCGGAGUCUCUGCCAAGAGGAGCCUGCUUCUCCUUCUCCCGCUGGCUGGCUCUCCUUCCCGGGUCUCCCUCUCCAGGACUUUCCCCCGGGACCUUCCUCUCUGGCCUCAUCCUCGGGGGAGGGGAGGCCUUUGGUUGUGGGUUCCAGGGAGGGGAGGGGGCACAGCGCUUUUCCAGUGGGGGGGGACACCAUUUUGAUUCCCUCCCUUGGCAGCGUUCCAUAUCACAUUUUGGAUUAGAACCUUCCACCCCUCUUGGGGACCAAUCCUCAGGGUCUUCUAAUUCUCCACAGCAGAGCGCUCCUCUCCCACACGCAGCCCCAGACACCCCCCCAGCAAAGACACCCCCACCUCGUCCUCUCCAGGUGCUUGCAGUGUGACACCCCUCCCCUCCAGCAGGUGCAUUGCUGCUCCGUAGGGUCUCCCUCCACCAACCGUCCCCUUCUGGCUCCACCUGCCCGUUUCCCUCUUGCAAAAGUUGUGCGCCAGUGGCAGAAGCUGGUUGCCUGAGACUCCCCCCCCCCACUUCUCCCUGCCAUGGGUCUGAGGGAGGCAGCUCUCUUGGGGCAAAUGGUUGCCCCCCAGCCUCAUUGCCGGUCCCACUUCUCCCUACGAAAUGCCCGGCUUUUGGGGCGAGAGACCAGCAAGGGCCCAUUGGGACUUGGGGCCAAGACCUGAAGGGUGUGUUGGGGGGCUGGGAGUGGGGCAGCCUUCAUGACUCCCCUUUCCCCUGGCACCUGCUGUGACCCCCAAGCUCCCUCUUCCUGGCCAGUUCCCCCCUCCUGCCCCCCUUUGCAGGCCUGCCUGACUUUACGGCUCGGACCAAGCCGAGUCGCUGGUUCUCAGGAUUUUCCCCAGUCUCCCUGGGCUGUUCCGGUAGUGGGGGUUGGGGGGUGGGAUGGGCCCCCCAAGCCAGCCUGGCCUUCACUGUGACUUCCCCUCUGGUUCUAGAGAGGCAACUGGGCAGAUGGCAGCCCGCCCCCCAUGGUCCUUGUCCAAAGGGUGGGGGCUGGAUGCAGGGAAAGCGGCUCUUUGCCCCCCUCCCUCUCCUCCUCAGGAACACCUCCCAUUCGCUCCCCUCCCUGUUCCCUGGGGGCAGCCGGCCUCUCAGGCCACGGGCCAAACAGGGUAUGUAUCUGGCACUCCCCCCCCACUGCCUGCCCUCCCACCCACCUGCCCAGAGCUGCUGUCCUGGUGACACCCCCCACUCCUGCCUCUUCCCACCUGUAAAUAGGGGUGCGUCUCCCCUGCCCCCCAAAGGAUGCCCCCGCAGGAGGAGCUGGCAGGCCCAUGGAGCACUGGGGGGGGGGCAGCUGUGCUUUGAGUUCUGAGCCAGCCGAGUUGCUCACCUUUGGUAUUUUCACACUUUGGUCUUUCUGGGACCCGGAAAUAAAUGAUCUCCUUGUCGUC